Colletotrichum godetiae is the source of this 1653-nucleotide messenger RNA. RefSeq names its product amidase signature domain-containing protein. The record is from RefSeq and is a predicted model, not a curated record. Bases 1 to 1653 code for a protein of 550 amino acids. The transcript is spliced from 7 exons. Lineage: Eukaryota; Fungi; Ascomycota; Sordariomycetes; Glomerellales; Glomerellaceae.
AUGGCAGACUGGGAACAGAUCGCUCGCAAGCACCGAAAAGAGCAGAAGGAGAAGAUUCCGUCAGCAUGGCUCUUGGACAAUGACAAGCUAAGCCAGCUUCGCGGUGUCGGCACGGCAGAAGAGGGCCGCCUCAUCGAUCUCCAAGCAGCCAAGAACUCGGGCAUCCUCGACAGCAAAGAAAUCGAUAUAACUGAGAAUUACACGGCUCGCGAGCUGGUGCGAUACCUUCGGCUAGGAGUGCUCAGCGCCGAGAAAGUGGCAAAUGCGUACUGCAAGCGGGCAGCCGUUGCUCAGCAGCUGACUUCCUGCCUCACCGAGAUAUUUUUCGAAGACGGAAUCGAAAGAGCUCGAUGGCUCGACCGGCAGUUACGAGAAACUGGCAAAGUCGUUGGACCCCUCCAUGGCUUGCCAAUCAGUCUCAAGGAUAGCUUCCACGUAAAUGGGCACUCUGCGACAGUGGGCUAUGUCGAGUUCCUCAAGCAAGCCCCUCCCAAAGGCAACGCGGCUCUUGUCAAGCUGCUUCUUGACGCUGGAGCGGUUCUCUAUUGCAAGACCAAUAUUCCACAAACAAUGAUGACUUGCGAUUCCGAGAACAACAUCUUCGGCCGAACACUCAACCCGCACAAUACAAAGUUGACAGCUGGAGGCUCUAGUGGAGGCGAGGGAGCGCUCGUAGCGUUCCGUGGAUCACCUUUGGGCAUCGGUAGCGAUCUGGCCGGUUCCGUGCGCAUCCCAGCUUUCUGCUGCGGCUUGUACGGCUUCAAGCCAACCGUGGAUCGUGUACCUUUCUCAGGGCAGUCUCUCUCCCCGUGGCCAAUCAACUGGAUGUCGGCUGUCAUGCCCGCUCUCGGUCCGUUGGCCACCUCAGCUGACGACUUGUCGCUUUUCAUGGAGGUUGUGACUAAGCUCAACCCGUGGAAGUACGACGGCACCGCGAUCAAUCUCUCCUGGAGAAGCCUUGACGAGCCUCGAUCAAAACCAUUGACGAUCGGCAUCUUGCCCGAAGAUCCCGAAUACACCCUACAUCCUCCUGUACGCCGGAAUCUGGCUGAGGCGGCGUCCGUUCUCGAGAAAGCUGGACACAAAGUUGUACAUCUUGCACCGGAAGCCAAGCGCAGCGCGGCUCUUGGUGCGAGAAUCUCGUAUCAAUACUUCAGCAUCUCUGCACCAGCUGUUGCCGACUUUGGAGAGCCAUUUGUUGCCUCUGUUGCCAAAGGAAUGCACCCAUUCUCUACCGGAGACUUCCCUGUGGAUCCAAAGCUGGAUAUCCCGAGCCAGUUUACAGGACUGAACAUGGCUCGCGCAGCUUAUGCCCAAUCAUGGAGCCAGACCUGGCAACAGCACGAUCUAGACAUUGUAUUGGCUCCUGGUGCAUCAUGCACAGCCGUCCCACACGACACCUUUGGCCUCCCCGUGUAUACAGUCAUGUGGAGUUUGAUUGACUACCCUGCAGCAGUCAUUCCCUUUGGCACUGCAUCCGCGACGCGAGACUCUGAGCCACAAAAGGCCAUCGCGGAGUUUGUGCCUGAUUACAUCCCCGAAGCUACUGAUGGCGCACCUUGUGCAGUCCAGGUUAUUGCGCCAAGGUUCCGCGAUGAGGAGUGCUUGGAAGCUGUCGGCAUCAUUGACAAGAUCCUCAACGCUGGACAUUAA